Colletotrichum higginsianum IMI 349063 is the source of this 1428-nucleotide messenger RNA. Its product is annotated as Kinetochore protein fta7. NCBI's taxonomy places the organism in Eukaryota, Fungi, Ascomycota, Sordariomycetes, Glomerellales, Glomerellaceae. The record is from RefSeq and is a predicted model, not a curated record. The coding region runs from base 1 to 1428 and encodes 475 amino acids. The transcript has 2 exons.
AUGGCGCCCAAGAAACGAGGGAGGAAACCGAAGGGGAAGGCUGUCGAGGUUGAGGAGCCUACGCCCGAGGAAGAAGCCCAGGCCGAGGCUGAACCCGCACCCGAGAAGAAACGUGGGCGUAAACCGAAAGCCGCAGCGGAGGAAGGAGAGAAGCCAUCGGCUGAAGAAGAAUCGAAAGCCGCAAAGAAGAAGCAUCGUCGCCCCGCAGCCCGAACCGAGCCAGAGGCGCCGGAGGCCCGUAGGCGGAAAGACAGACAACCCUCCCCGGCAGGAGAGCCAGCGACCGAGAAGCCGACUAAGAAACGGCGAAAGCGGUCUUCUCAAACCGAGGAGAAGCCCUCGAAAUCACCUCCAGAAACACAACGCCGCCGCCCAGGUCGGCCCCGGAUCUCUGACGGGGCAUCUUCCCCGCACGCCCCCGAGGAGCAACCAUCUAAGUCUCGUAAAUCCAAGAAGCGUCCGUCAGGAGACGAAGACGCAGCGGACUCAGCGCCGGCAAAGAAACGCCGCCGUCGUACAUCCGACGAGAUUAGACAACAGCAACAACAGCAGCAGCUGCUGCUACAAUCCAGCAUGGAUCCCCCAGCAGCUCGCCGUCCGGCCCCGAAACACCGCCACAUCGCUCCCCGCGUCCGCCAGAUCCCCCGCUCGAUAAUCGAGGAGAAAUGGACCCCACUCGCACCCCCGACCCUCGCACACGUCUCCAGCCUCCUCCGCCUUGCCGAGCGCCCUGUCCUGCAACGCCUCGCCGCCAACGAGAAGCGCCGCGACCAGGCCGCCUCGGCCAUCCGCCUUGUCACGAACCGCCUCUCCAGAAAGCUCUCUCGCGGCCUCCCCUUCCCGCCUGCUGCCGCCCCUUCCACCGGAUCUGGCGUAGGCGCCAGGAAAGCCGCUGAUGCUGACGGCGGCCGCGCGGAGGAGCUCAACUUUGAGCGCGUCAUUGAGGGUGUCGCGGCGCUCGAGAGGCAGCUUGACCCGCUGCUGCACGCCGUCGAGCUCCUCAAGGUCGAGAAGGAGCGCGACGAAAGGUCGCUCGAGGCGGACUAUGACAGUCUAAGGACGCUAGAGGCCAACGCAAGGUCCGAAGCCAGGAACUUCAAGGACAACCUUCGCAAGACGCACGUUCUCGUCCCCGAGCCUAAGGUCGCUGGCGCCGCCGACAGCAGCCGCCACGGUAGUGUCGGAGAGGAGCACGAUUUCAAGUUCGUUCCGGACGAGAACGUCACUGGGACACUAUUUAGGGAUCUCGAAGGAAAUGAGCUGCGCGAGCUGGCCGGUCAGGUCAGCAGCCAUAUGGAGAGCAUGCGCAACAACCUGCAACAGAUUGACGGCGUCUUGCCGCAAAUCGUCCGAAGCAGGGCUGCGCUGCAGGAUGUGCUCUUCAAGCACCUCGACCAACCGAGCUACGAGAAUGUCCUGCUCGGAUAG